AUGGCCUCGCGAAUCCUAUCCCACGGCGCCCGCGCCCUGACGAGAACGGCUGCGCCGACAGCCCGCGCUUUCAACACCUCCGCCGCGAGGCUGGAUGCUGUUGCCGCCGGCGUGGUGCCGCCCCUCCCUGCGAGGAGGCCGGUGGGUGCGCUGAGAGGAGGACUCUUCGGCUUCUUCCUCGGUAGCUCGCUUGCCGCCGGCGGCGUCUACUACUACGCCCUCCAGGAGUACAAGGCUUCGAAUGAGCUGCUGACCGAGGACAUUUACGCUGAGCAAGUACCUGACAACGCUGGAGGAGAAGAUGGAGGCCUUGGAGAGGAAGAAGAAAUGAGUUAUGACUGGGAUGGAUGGAGUGGAUGGGUUUGGGGCGGCUAUGGAUCUCUGGGAACGGCGCGGAUAUGGGAAGAUGUUCCGCGUGAAGCUCAGACGUCACCGGCCCGCUUCUCAAGGGUAGGGUGCCCCGGUCCCUGUUCGGUGUUGUGGAUCUCGAUCGGCCCUCGCUCAAAAUCACCCGAACCUGCAUCAAACCAUCCCGCUGCUGCUUCCACCUCUGCCCCACCAACCUCAACCAUCACCAUGAAUAAUUUCGGGGUCAUCGAAGUCGCCAGCACGGCGACAAAAAACACACCAGGAUGGGCCUACGUACCGGACACAGGGCCUGCGCUGUCCGCUGCACUGCAGCCCGCGAACAGAAAGCGCGUCGCACGCAAACAGACCACCCUAAGCUUCUCGGAUCUCUCAGCACGCGAAGAGACGAGGAUACGGAAGGAUCUGGAAGCUCUCGACCGCGAUAGCCACAAAGAUGCGAACAUCCCGAUUCCGCCCCGGCCUGGGGGAAGUAGGGCCCAGAACAAGCACACCCCGAACGUGCGCAAGAUCCUCCAGUCGCAAAAGACCUUUGCCAACCAUCUCGACGACUACCAAGCGAUGCUCGCACUGGCCGAGAGCAACCCUGCCACCGCAGCAACCAUGAACCCAGCAGUAGCGAAACCAUCCACCCCCACAACGGCCGCUUCAAAGAGUGCUUCGCCAGCGCCCACAGCAGCAUCCGCCGGCGGAAGCAAGCGGUCAGCGGCGGCGGCAAAACGGGCAGCAGCGAAGGAGAAACAAGAACAGGAAAAGGAAAAGAAAAAGGCGCGACGGACGCCCAAAGCAGAGCAGGAACCCGAGGCCGAGCCACAACCCCAACAACAGCCAGACGACCAAACCGACGUCGAAAUGCCAGACGCCACAGCACCGACCGAACCCACACCAACCUCAGCCUCCGAACCGGACCCCCAACCAUCCACCUACCCACGGGACAGCCUCAUCCUCCCGGCAUACGCCAAACCUCCACCGCCGACGCACCCGGGCGACGCCGACCCGCUGCUGGUCUCGCACGUGCCGCCGUUCCCGUCCGACGACGAGCUCCGGGCGCUGAUGGCGGCGCCCCCGCUGAGCUACCUCGAGGCGCGCGCCGAGUGGGGCGAGGAGGAGGGCCGGUACCCCGUGCGCGUGUUCUGCACCGUGUGCGGCUACUGGGGCCGCGUCAAGUGCAUGAAGUGCGGGACCCGCGUCUGUGCGCUGGAGUGCCUGGAGGCGCAUCGCGAGGAGUGCGUUUUCAAGGUAUGGGUUGUUGAGGGGUGCGGGGAGGGGGAGAAGGGUUACAAGGCUAGGGGGUGGGAGGCCGGGUGUGUGAGGGACGCGGGUGGUUCCGCUGCUGAGGCAUAG
Chaetomium globosum CBS 148.51 is the source of this 1710-nucleotide messenger RNA. RefSeq lists its product as uncharacterized. Gene Ontology annotation, cellular component: Swr1 complex. Gene Ontology annotation, biological process: chromatin remodeling. Gene Ontology annotation, molecular function: nucleosome binding. The record is from RefSeq and is a predicted model, not a curated record. The coding region runs from base 1 to 1710 and encodes 569 amino acids. NCBI's taxonomy places the organism in Eukaryota, Fungi, Ascomycota, Sordariomycetes, Sordariales, Chaetomiaceae. The transcript is spliced from 5 exons.